Messenger RNA from Alternaria novae-zelandiae, 2367 nucleotides. RefSeq lists its product as uncharacterized. The transcript has 3 exons. NCBI's taxonomy places the organism in Eukaryota, Fungi, Ascomycota, Dothideomycetes, Pleosporales, Pleosporaceae. The coding region runs from base 1 to 2367 and encodes 788 amino acids. The record is from RefSeq and is a predicted model, not a curated record.
AUGGACGCCCUUCCUGGCGCUGUAAUACAAGCCUUUGCGCACCUGUGGGGUCAGCAUCCUGAAGUAGCAGCCGGUAUCUACGCUGCAGGUGCUGUCGUUGCUGCUGUGCCGCAUUACAUACCAAACUUUGAGCAGGCCAAGGUUUGGUAUCAGAAACCCAUUCCUUCUACGAUUCGCGUUACAAAACCCGCCCAUACCACCGAAGACGCAGCCGACAUCGUGGAAUCGAUAGUUACCAAAGUUCGCCGUCCUACCGUUAUCACCGUCACAAAUUCUGUCUCACCCGCUUGCAACACAGCCCUCACUGUCGAACAGCAAGCCAAGGGUGAAGUUUUGGACACUUCCUCGUCUUCCGAAUCAAUCCAGGACACCUCUGAAUUUGCCACAGAAAGCUCUGCUCGUUCGACAGCGAGCAGCUCCUCGCAAAUCUCCUGGAAACCUAGUACUCCGAGAGAUACAUUUCCGGAGGUAUCUAGCAAGAGUCCAGAGCGUUCACUAGCAAAGACUACGAGUACUUCUACUGAGAAGAGCAAUCCUGUUCAUGAGGUACCGUCAGUAUUGGGCACAAAUUCUUCCAAUGUUACAAACACAGGCUUUAAAGCCCGGAUGAGUAGGCUUCUACACGGCUCGCAAUCCUCCGCGGCAUCGAAAGAAUCGAUCAUCAGCGAUACACCCAGAGACGUCACAUCGACCGGGUCCCCCACCGUUGGCAAGGUGCCUUCUUGGACCACGUCUCCAGUUGUGGUUGAACAAUUACCGGUUACCUCACAGUCGUUCAAUGAGAUCAUAGACUAUUCGUUUGAGACCAUUACCAUUCCGCAGAGAACGAAGACAGUUUCCAGUGCUCCCCUAUCUAGCACUGCGAGCAUUGACUCUGGCCUCAAAGAACAUAAGUCAGCCUUUACACAUUAUAGGCAACACGCGGCCAGCAAAAGCACCCGGAGCAGUACCUCGAAGAUGACAGAACAUAAGCCAGCCUUUACACAUUACAGACAAAAGGCGGCUAGUAAAUCACUCCAAGAUUUGCCGUCAUCUAAGACACCUGCCAGUGCACCUGUGUCCAGCACCAAGGACAGUACCGUUACAUCGAAAGAACACAAACCAGCCUUUUCACCCUACACACAGCAGGCGACUGGCAAACCACUCCGAGAUUCGCCAUCACCCCCCAAGUCCCAAACCUCACAAUGGAAUGACUUUCGACGAGCGAUUCAUGAGAAAUACGUCACACAACAAGCAGAUCAAAAGCUGACCAAGCCGUCCUACUACAGUAGCCCUAUCACAAUGGCGGAUAUCAUGGUGGGAUAUGUGCCAUCCAUUCUCUUCGCCGUAUGCGACCAUCUGCAUAAGGAUGACCCGGACAUUCAGGAAAUGGUGGCAUUUAUGGUGCGCAAUGCGUACAUGUUUGUCGUUGGAUAUCUCGCCUACGCGGAAUUCCGCCUGCCAACAUUGCCAUACUCCAAACCUGUAGCAUACGCACGCAGCAUCGGAUCCGUAUCCUACAACGUGUGGCAGAAAGCAGUAGCCAACUUCCUGGGAAAGCAGCAAGCCGAUCACUUCAUCAUAGACCGGGCGUUGUACGCCACCCUCGUCGGUAUCGCGAUUUAUUUCCUCCUUUUCGCCGGGCGAAGGACCCGCGAAGUUGAUCACCACGAAGAAGAUGAAAGCGAUUCAAGCGAGGAUGAAGACAUGUCUGAGGCCCAGGAUCUGUCGCCCAGCGUGCCUGCUGUCAUGCCGCACCAGAAAGAGACAUUAAUUCGUUGUUGCAUCGGCUUCACUGUUGCGAUGACUGUCAUCUGGCUUAGUGUUUACGUCCAGGACUUGGCUGUUAUCUUGGCCAGUGUGCCAGCGGUACACGUCCUUUCCAUCUAUCGCGAAAAGGCACUUCUCAGAGGCGGCGUCGCCCCACCCUUCAGCCAUUUUGCUGUCGUUCUCAAGCUUGUGGGCCUCUCCUAUAUCGACUCCCUCGUAGACGGCAUCAUCGAAGUCUCUCGAAUCUGCAUAGCGAAACUCCGGGUUGUAAAAGCUUGGGCUCGGUACAAGUUCAUGCUCAUUGUCAGAGGUCGCGCUGUCUUCCCGUGGCACCCAAACACUGUCGGCGAGUGUGUUCGCUGGGUUCUCGCGACAACUAUACUCGGUCCCCGGACAGUAUAUGGGUUACUACCAGUAUGGGCCGGCCCAGUCGUUGGGGUAUUCGCGCUCUGGGCAUUGACCUUUACGGAAUUUGGUCACGCCUUCUCGCAAACUCACUCCAACUUCGCGGGAACGCGCAACGAGCUCUUAUGUGUACACUGCUACCUCGACGGAGAGGGCUACGAGCUCUCGUAUACACACCAACCUCUCGCCGGCAUGGGCGACCAAGUCCGUUAG